Tachyglossus aculeatus (Australian echidna) is the source of this 1712-nucleotide messenger RNA. RefSeq lists its product as uncharacterized. The transcript has 3 exons. The record is from RefSeq and is a predicted model, not a curated record. The coding region runs from base 82 to 1302 and encodes 406 amino acids. NCBI's taxonomy places the organism in Eukaryota, Metazoa, Chordata, Mammalia, Monotremata, Tachyglossidae.
UUUAGCAGCGAAACAAAAUAGAAUACGGAAUAUUUCAAAUACGGUCAUUAAAGUGAAGCAAAUCCUUGGCAGAAGUCAAACAUGCAGCCAUUGACUCAGAGAGGACGGAAACAGUUGGUUCCCAGAAACGGGCCGGGGCCCCGUAAAGCUCCCCAGAAGCCUUCAGCGUCGCCCCAGGCCGUCCAGCGGCCUCCCAUCCCCAGUCCCCCCUCCCACGCCCUCGGGGUCAGCCCAAAGAGCAGCGCCGGAGUGCACUGGUCCCGCCAGGAGACCCGUACCCUCCUGGCCAUCCUGGGCGAGGCGGAAUACAUUCGGCAGCUGCAGACGGUACACCGCAACGCCGCCGUCUACCGGGCCGUGUCCGAGAGGAUGCGGCAGGAGGGCUUCCAGAGGACCGAGCACCAGUGCCGUUCCAAGUUUAAAGUGCUGAAAGCUUUGUACCUGAAGGCCUCCGACACCCAGACGUCCAGGCCGGGAGAGCCCCGGCGCUGCCCGUUUUACGACACCCUAGACCACCUUCUUGGAAGCCGGUCGACGUCUAAAGCAGAUGCCUUAACGGAAGAUCCGGCCCGGACCGAGAGGCGGGAGCCGAACUCAGCGGCCCGGCGGGACGCCCCCGGGGAGGCGGAAGGCGGGGACUUGAAGGCUGAAGAUGAUGAGGAAGUAGAACCGUGGCCCGCCUGGAGAGACGCCGAGGACCUGGACGGGGCCUCCCAGCUGAGCUCGAGUGUCAGCGAUCUGCUGGCUGAGUCGGGUGCUCCGGAGGAUGCCUUGGAGGCUGCAUCUGGUGCAGGCUGCUCUCAGGCCCCCCCCGGCAGCAGCAGCAGCUCCCAUUGUCUACUCCCAGAUGCGGUAGAAGGUGGUGAGGCGAGACGAGGCGUGUCCCGGGAGUCGAUGGCCUGCACCGGCACCAACCGCGGCCCCCCGGGGCCGACUUCGCCACAGGGCGCUCCCUCCGGGGCCGGCCCCGCGGCCGACGGUGGGGAGCGGACGUCACCCAGACAACGCCCCCGCGGGAGGACGAGGCGAAGACGGCGUUCGGUAGCCAGCACCCUCGCUCUCGAGAUGGCCGAAAACCGCAAGCUUGCCCGCGUGCUGGCCGAGCGCAUGGAGGAGCGCCUGGACAGGCUGAUUGCCAUCGGCGAGCAGGCCAACGCUCAGCAGGGGGCUGCCAACCAGCUCCGCAGGGAGGCCGUGGUCGCAGCCACCCGGCUGGCUACGGCGGUGGAAGGGGCCACCGGGGCCCUACAUCGAGGGCUUGAGAAAUUGCUUCAGAAAUUAAUGGCUGGCAACAAGAGCUAGACGGCGGGUAGGAGAAUUGGAGGGACCCUAGUGGGGCGAGCGUGUCUGGCUCCAGUUCCUCUGCCUCCAACCCUCCCCGACUCUUCCUCUUGUACUCGGCCCUCGCUGAGGCGGUUAGAAGAAGAGACGGCGAUGGGGCCGCGGCCUUCCGGUCCGCUUCCCGCCCCGGGGGAGGGCGGGCCCGUCCUGAUUAGUGGAGGGGAGGGCGGCCAUUGCCGGCACCAAAGAAUACCGAAUACCGGAGGUCCCUCGGCUGAGCAAUAGGCGUGGGUUGUGUUUGUUGGGCCACGUAAUGGCAUCAAGAGGACAUGUGAGAUGGCCCUUCGGGGACCUGGCGAACCCACGUGGUUUCCAAGCGUGUCGCCGGCUGGACCCCGACUCCCACCGUCUCUGCCGAGCCGUCGUGUUCC